This is a messenger RNA of Thermochaetoides thermophila DSM 1495, 660 nucleotides long. RefSeq lists its product as uncharacterized. NCBI's taxonomy places the organism in Eukaryota, Fungi, Ascomycota, Sordariomycetes, Sordariales, Chaetomiaceae. The transcript has 2 exons. Bases 1 to 660 code for a protein of 219 amino acids. The record is from RefSeq and is a predicted model, not a curated record.
AUGAGGAUACGUCUCCCCAUCCUGGGGGCAUUUGCCCUCCUCUCUCUGCUCCUCGCCUACCUCGGCCUAGCCCCCCUCUCCCUUUCCUCGCUUCCCGUCUCCGACAAAUUUCUCCACUUCAUCGCGUUUCUCUUUCUCACACCCCUCUUCUACUUCACUAUCGACACAACACGUCGGCGGGCCUUUAAUUUGACGCUUACAAUUUGCGUCCUGGGUCUCGGUAUCGCCUCUGAGGUCGUUCAAGGCUGGAUCCCGAACGGCCGGGACUUCGACGUCUUCGAUGUCGCCGCAAACCUUGUGGGCGGCGGCGUUGGUUUGGGCGUGAGUAUGUGGUACCAUAAACGGAUGCUGGAACGCAAGAGACGGAGACGAUAUACGGCGGUGCCGCAAGAGGGCGUUCCACAGGAGGAUGUGGAUGUUGAGCUUGGCGAGGGUGGACUGAGCAGAACGGAAGAUGGACAUGAGGAAGGGAUUAUUACGACUACCGCUACAACUACGCCUGCUCAACAGGGCAUCUCUGGAGAGGAGGACCUCGAUGGCUGGGAUAAUGAUGUGCAGUCGUGGGAUGAAGAGGAUGUGUCUGAGGGUCAGGAAGGGACUGCCAGCGCGGCGGUCACCGCUGGGCAGAAAAAGGACGAUGUGAAAAAGCAUUCUGAUUAA